UUCUCGACUGUUCAUUUUCCCUCUCUCUCCACUCAGAAGAAUCUGAAAAGGCAACAGGCGUGUUCUACUUCUUCUUAACUUCUGAGUUCAUUCAUAUUUUCCUUGUUUCCAUUUGAAGAAUCUAAGAAGGGUGGUGGAGUCUUUUUUGGCACUGGUUCUUCUUCCUUCUUCUGAACUUGAUAAGUGGGCUGUUUGGAGGACAAGAUUCGUUUAAUGUUGCUCGUCCAAUUUUGUUAAGGCUGCUGCUGAUAAAGAUGACAUCAACCUUUACAUAAUCUGCCGUAUCGUGUGUUCCUGCGGUUGAAGUCUUGGGUAAUUGAGAAAGCUAUUUUGGAGGGCAGAAGUGGGUGUUAAUCUGAAUUUGUCAAUGGAGGGCAACAGAGAAGAGGCUGUAAGAGCCAAGGAAUUGUCUGAGAAGAAGAUGAAUAGCAAAGAUUAUGUGGGAGCUCAAAUACUGAUCAGUAAGGCUCAAAAACUAUACCCGAGUAUGGAAAAUCUCAGUCGAAUGCUAACUGUAUGCCAAGUACACUGUUCCACUGAGCGCCAAGUUGAACCUGGAUCAGUUCCAGACUGGUAUGACAUCCUUCAGAUUGAGCAAACUGCUGAUGAAGCAUCCAUUAAGAAGCAGUUCAGACACCUCGCCCUCCUACUUCAUCCUGAUAAGAACAAGUUUUCUGGUGCAGGAGCUGCCUUUCAAUUGAUCGAAGAAGCAAAUAGGUUUCUUUGUGACCAGUCAAAACGGUCACAGUUUGAUACGAAGCGUAGAACUAUGAAACAGAGGCAGUCUCAAAAUCAACCAAGAAUGAAUAACUAUCCGAGCAAAAAUCCUGUGAGUACCGAGAUGGCAGCACUAUUCAAGCGUAUGAAUCCUCCCCAGCAAAAACAGCAGCAACAAACCCAACCAGUGUAUGCUAAUGGCCAGCAAACAUUCUGGACUAUGUGCCCUUUUUGCAGUAUAAGGUACCAGUAUUACAUAGACAUUAUGUACAGAGCUCUCGCUGUCAAACUUGCAAGAAACCUUUCACAGCUUGUGAUUUGAAUAACCAAAGGAUGCCUGAUGGAGUUA
Molecule: messenger RNA, 1066 nt
Organism: Papaver somniferum (opium poppy)
Lineage: Eukaryota; Viridiplantae; Streptophyta; Magnoliopsida; Ranunculales; Papaveraceae
Product: dnaJ homolog subfamily B member 14-like
Exons: 3
Coding region: 368-1039 (223 amino acids)
Source: RefSeq, a predicted model, not a curated record